AUGGAUGGAUGGACGGAUGAGGCGGCAGCCUGGGCCCUUGGCGGCAUUUCCGCCGACGUUGAGCCAGUGUGGCGGCCGACUCCUGCUGUGUCUUGCCGACGAGCUCGAUCUCUCGGCAUCUCCCGGCAUCCCGCGCCUUCCCGCGCCUUCCCGCGCCACCUCGUCUCUCCCCACGUCGCCCCGCGCUGCCGAUUGCGGCUCCAGGUCAUGCUGGAUUCUACCUUGGAUGAAUUUGCUGGUUCCACACCAGCCAGCACCCCCUUCUCUCCUGUAGAACCUGAUCCGCACUCCUGGGCACACUCCCACUCUCCUGGUGGCGAGGAUGUCCCCUGGGAUUGUCAGCUGGCUGCUGUCGUGGUACCCAGGGGCCCCGUGAGCGGUGUCUUCAAGGAGAGUCUGGACCAUGAUGCUUGGAAGGUGGGAAUCCUGGGUGCUUUUCUGGAGCUGCCAGGCCAGAGACCCUUAGGUCCUGUGGUGAGGGAAGCUGGGUGUGCCCCGUGCACAGGUGGACGCUCUGUGAGAGGUGUGGUGUUCGUAUCAGCAGGACGACAGACCAUGGCAGCCGAGGUCUCAGCCUUAGAUCUGGAGAUUGUUGAAGGAAGUAGGCUAUGGAGUCGGUGACCCUGAGAAUGACUUGGAAUUUGGGUUUGGCUGAUAUUUCUCAUCCUGAUUCUUUUGGUGGUGUCUGUGGAUAGCAGAGAAUGGAGAGUGAGGUUACCACAGGAAGCAGCACUGUUGCUCCUUCUGCCAGCCUGCUCAGAGCAUCAUGGAACAACUGUCUACCCUGGGCAAGACAUGAGAGGGAAAGCGUGGAGACUGGGGGCUUGGGGUCCAGAUAUUGGAGGCUCUUCAGCUGGCUCUGGGUCUUGACAACAGUGCCGCAGGAGAGGCAUGGACAAGGACCGUGUCCCACUGCCCAUACCUGGAGUGCCUUUUUAAUAAGCAGGAGUUUUUCUCUUGAAUUUGUGCCCCUGUUAAUCACCGUCCUCUCCUCCCACCCAUCCAAUAAACCUAUUCAGUAAACCUUACAAA
This is a messenger RNA of Loxodonta africana (African savanna elephant), 1032 nucleotides long. RefSeq lists its product as uncharacterized. The transcript has 7 exons. Lineage: Eukaryota; Metazoa; Chordata; Mammalia; Proboscidea; Elephantidae. The record is from RefSeq and is a predicted model, not a curated record. The coding region runs from base 1 to 621 and encodes 206 amino acids.